Messenger RNA from Oryza sativa Japonica Group (Japanese rice), 1568 nucleotides. Its product is annotated as lipid phosphate phosphatase 2. The record is from RefSeq and is a predicted model, not a curated record. Gene Ontology annotation, molecular function: phosphatidate phosphatase activity. Gene Ontology annotation, biological process: phospholipid metabolic process. Lineage: Eukaryota; Viridiplantae; Streptophyta; Magnoliopsida; Poales; Poaceae.
GCUUGGACAGUUGGACAUCCUUGAAUUCCAAGAGUCAGCCGCGCCGCCGGCCGGUGCCCUCUCCCACUCGUCUUCAAACGUCCCAACUAAAUUAUAGCAGCCAAGAGCGAAUCGCCUCUGGCCUCUGCUACUUUUUCAUCCCCCGCACGGAAGGAUAUCUCAAUUGUGAAUCGUAUCGCAUGGUGUCCGGGGAAAAGGAGAAGUGGAAGAGAAGCCAGAAGGGAGACGACGAGAGAUUUGUCCGGGCGGCAAGCCAAGGCGGCCGUUCUUUCCGUCGUGAACGCUUCGUGUAAGGCAAAACAUCCAUCUGAUUUAUCUUGCGAAUUGGAUUGCUUAACCUAAUCUGGGAAUUCAAGUCAGUACGUACGAUAUGCCGGCACCAUCGGCAUCCAUCCAUCUGGGAGUUCCAACUCCGUACAUAACAUCUCAUGGAUCCAAAAUUGCUCGCCUACACAUGUAUGACUGGAUUGUGCUGAUUCUUCUAGUCGUAGUAGAUGGAAUACUGAACAUAAUAGAACCAUUCCAUCGAUUUGUUGGAUCGGAUAUGAUGACAGACCUCAGAUACCCCAUGAAAGACAACACAGUCCCAUUUUGGGCGGUCCCGAUAAUUGGUAUCAUUGGACCAAUGAUUAUCAUCACUGGAAUAUACUUCAAGAAGAGGAAUGUGUAUGAUUUCCAUCAUGCCAUACUAGGUCUCCUAUUUUCAGUUCUUAUCACGGCGGUAAUAACUGAUGCCAUUAAAGAUGGGGUUGGUCGACCGCGUCCAGAUUUCUUUUGGCGCUGUUUUCCUGACGGAGUACCUGCUUAUGAUAAUUUCACUACAGGAGUGCUUUGUCAUGGUAAGGCGAGCGUUAUCAAAGAAGGUCACAAGAGUUUUCCGAGUGGCCAUACUUCUUGGUCUUUUGCUGGCCUUGGUUUCCUGUCAUGGUAUCUGGCUGGUAAAAUAAAAGUUUUUGACAGAAGAGGCCAUGUUGCAAAACUCUGCAUUAUUAUUCUCCCUCUGCUCCUUGCAGCCUUGGUUGCUGUUUCUCGGGUAGAUGACUAUUGGCAUCAUUGGCAAGAUGUGUUCACCGGUGGAAUUUUGGGGUUGGUGGUUUCUUCAUUUUGCUACCUCCAAUUUUUUCCAAUGCCAUCUGAUGAAAACGGAUUAUGGCCUCACGCAUACGCCCGGCACAUUCUCAACCCUGAUCAGCUGGAGAACAACGCGCAACCCACGUCCGUGGAUCGCCCUAACUCUCUGCCGAACGGGUCCUUUAGAAGCCCUAAUGGAUUGGAAAUGGGAAACACGGGCCAAGGCCAAGCAUUAGAUUUCAUGGAAGCUGGUCGUAGAUAUCAAUAACGAGAUAAAAACCUGCUACUGUUGUAGCAGACAUACCUGACGUACUUUUUGAUAGACUGAGAAUUAUACGGAGACCUUUCAGGUUCACUUUGGUACAUAUACCGUGUAGAAUUGUUACUUGUACAUUUCAACAUGAUGAUGUUAGCUAUUUCUCAUGUAAAUCUAUACCAGAUUAAAAUAAUGCACCUACAUUUGGGUAUCCGGAAGUAUGCCUGACAGUAGAUGGUCA